Messenger RNA from Liolophura sinensis, 3685 nucleotides. RefSeq names its product TWiK family of potassium channels protein 18-like. Bases 134 to 1732 code for a protein of 532 amino acids. Gene Ontology annotation, molecular function: potassium ion leak channel activity; outward rectifier potassium channel activity. Gene Ontology annotation, cellular component: plasma membrane. NCBI's taxonomy places the organism in Eukaryota, Metazoa, Mollusca, Polyplacophora, Chitonida, Chitonidae. The transcript is spliced from 3 exons. Gene Ontology annotation, biological process: potassium ion transmembrane transport; stabilization of membrane potential. The record is from RefSeq and is a predicted model, not a curated record.
CAACGGAAUUGUUCGUAAGCUAUUUACCUGGUGAUUUUCUGUUGAGGUUUAACGCGGUUUGUUCCAUCAGUAAAGUCUCUAACGCUCAAAGAGGUGUCAUUCGUCAGACAAGCCUGAGUUUUGAUCUUGAACAAUGCUUCUCGGCACUGGAGGCAAUAGAUCUCGCACAGUGCCGAGCGAAGAUCUUGAUGUGGGGACAAAAGUCCGCUUUGCUCCAGAAGUGGAUUACAGAUAUAAACCAAUUGAGAAGAGAGGUCCUAAAUACCGACGGAAAGAUGGUCGGGUCAGUUCUGUGCACGGCUUAUGUGAAGACAGUGAUGUUGAAUUACUCCGGCUUACUGCCACGAAGCGGGGACGAGGAGUGUCGGGGAUAUACACCAUGUCGGCAACAGCGGAGAAUGGUCAGCCCGAAGAUCCAGAGGAAGAUUGUCCCGCAAAGUGCCGGAAGUUUCUUCAAGCCAUCUAUAGUAUAUUUGCAUCAAACUUUGGUCUCCUUCUCUUAUUAAUCGCAUACACGUGCGCAGGCGCAGCUCUGUUUGCAACUCUAGAAUCACCCCAUGAACAAAGCCUUAAAGAGAAAAUCAAAGAAGAACGAGAGAAUAUUGUCCGAGUAUUGAUGAACUUAACCUUGGAGUUCGACUCACUGCAGGUCAACCAGACCAACUGGACGGAUGUUACCCGAGAAACCUUGGUUAAAUAUGAGAGUAUCAUUUACGAGGCGUACAAAGACGGCAUGAUCAGCCACUCCACUGAUAACAUAUGGAGUUUUUACGGCGCUCUAUUCUUCUGUGGUACGGUGUAUACAAGUAUUGGUUAUGGUAAUAUCGCGCCAUCGACUAACUGGGGCAGAGUAGCAUGUAUCAUCUAUGCAGCCAUAGGGAUACCCUUGGCCAUGAUCGUGUUGGCGGAUCUUGGUAGAAGGAUAACUAGAGGCUUGAAGUUCCUAUGGGCCUUUGUAAGAAGGUACUAUUACACCGGAUAUUGUCGUCGCGUCAAUUUCCCAUUGAAAGACUCGAGGUCACAAAGCUACGACAUCAAUACUGACCCGGAAGAAAACCGUGCUGUGGCUAACGGAACGGAAGUUCGUCCCGGUGUGAAUAUGUAUUAUGGCUAUGAGGUGGACGAUCAGUUCAAUCUGCCCAUCACGGUAGCAGUCCUCGUCAUCGUCAUAUAUCUCUUGUUUGGAGCAGGGAUGUACACUAUUUGGGAAGAGUGGAACUACUUAGAAGCCUUCUAUUUUGUCUUUAUAUCCCUCAGUACAAUCGGAUUUGGUGACGUACUCCCAGCGCAUCCAAAGUUCUUCCUGCUCUCCUCUGUUUAUAUUUUCAUUGGUCUCUCUCUCGUUUCCAUGGUGAUUAAUGUUGCAAUAGAGUUUUUCUCUCAGACAAUUGAUAGAGCUAAAGAGCACAUCGACCGAGCUAAGGUGAUGACAUUAGACAAGGCAAAGGAAAAACUGGAUCAAGCUAAGGGAAAAGUCGCUGAAAUAAAGAAUAAGCUAGAAUCGGACUCCAUCAGCAGCGCGUCCGAAAACGAAACCGGAUGUAAUGCGCAUGGGAAACGUAAGGGAAGCGCGCAGGACACAGUAAACGGAUCAGGAAAGAAACAAAAAGACGCGAACAAAGGCUUGACUCGCGUGGCACAGCUAAAGAAAUCGCCCGAACAGGGAAAUUCAUGGAACAGCUCAACGGGAAGUGUCUCUAUGUUAGAGGAUCUUACAUACGUUGACAGUUAAAGUUACAUGAGCUCACUGAAAUAGCAAAAUAAACUUUUAAACUUUUAUUCUAGAAUGAGAGACGAUGGUAAAGAAGUUUGGAUAGGGCAUCACAGAGGACACGAAUGAUUCUUUAUUGUGAAGAAAAUGGUUGUGCUUUGUAUAUACGACUGCAAUGUUUCCUAUAAAAGAUCUCUAUUAAUAAAUCUCUCCGACCGUACUCAAGAGUUUGACCGUAUAUACUGGUGUGGCUUCGGAGAAAAGAAGCACAGAUGAAUAAUUUCAGUGUCCGUCAGAACGUAUACGUGGACGCCAUAGGGGUUGUUCAGCAUAGGCCUACUGUAAACGUCACAUUUCCAGGGUUGCUGAAUUUUUUAGCCGUUCAUGUCAUCGUGAUUAAAAAUGAUUGCUGAUGACCUGAUCAGUUGAGAAUAGCAUGGAGCAUAUCCCAUUAAGUGAUAUUAGAGUGACUCACAUAGUGAGUACAUUGAGGCAGAAAAGUAACGUAUACAUGUAUAUGGACGACAGCAUCUAUGAGUGGGUCAACCCACCGGACAUUCAUUAUUAUCAUUAUUUUGAUAUGAAAAUGAGCAUUGAUACGUUCUUUGCCAGUUAUUUUUAUACGUUAUGUGUAUCACGACAUGGUUGUUAGCUUGUAUGUUUUGUUUAAUAAGCGUGUUAUAUAAGUGUACAUGUAUUAAUUGUCUUCUUUAGAAAUAUCGCUAUGAGACGACAAUAUACUGCCGAAGUCAAUGAAUUAGUGCUUAAUAAACAGGUUAUCUUUCGUGCUUUGAAUCUCAGAGCAUUCGGAAUAAAGUGGAUUGCCAUUAAUAGUUUUUGUUAAUAUCAGGUUUCGCAAGCGAUUGUUCCACUGCACUCUGACACAUGCACACACCACUAGAUUAAAGCUAAGAAUUUACAGAGUUGACUUUAUGUAUGUAUGUAGUCUAAGUUUGACAAAGUGAAGUGCUUUGAUAAAGGUUAGGGAAACAUAUUGUAUGCAUUUUCUAAUAAGCUAAGUGGCAAAAGUAUAACAGUAUCAGAGGCUAACACCUUUUAUUAGAUUAAACAUUAUUCAGCACUCAGUCCUUCAAGAUUUUAGCUUGUGUACAUUCAGUUUGUUUCAAGAAAUCUUUUUUUUCUAUGGAAGCACUGACACUGAUCAAAUUUUGCUUUAAAUAUCUCAUGUUAGAAAUUAUGUGUCUAAGAUUUUACCUUUCAAUGUAAAGCAAAAGGAGUAGGUGGUUGAAAGAUUGUGUUUUCACAAAAGCUGUGAUAGUUACGUGUACUUAAGGUACUUAACUACCAAAGAAACGUGAUGUAUUUGCUAGGAUACUUAUGUGCACUUAACAGCAAGGCCCACGAAGCGAUCUUAGACUUAUGUGGAUAUUUCAAUCAUUGAACUGCCAUUUUCCUUUUUGGUUAAUUUAGCUGAAAUUUGUUUUAUAAUAACUUACUCAGAAUUUACUUUGUCAAGCCAUAUUUUGACCUUGUUACGUAGGAAAUAGCAAUUUUAAAGUCAACUGAAGUUUUCAGUCCAAGAUCGCGGGGCCAGUGCAAAAAAAUCGUAUGUUCCUCAUACAUUGGUUCGAUCAGUUAAUUUUUAUGUGUUCAAAGAUCUGUCCUGCAAUCUGCUUAUAAUCCAAACAAAUCUGUCUCUGGGUAAUACGCUAUACACACAACAUAAUUCGUUUUGGAAGCACUGUUAUCUUUCCUAUGUGGGUGAAAUUUGUCUGAUUCAGCUGUCAAUCUUUACUGAAGAUCACGUAAUCAAAGUUAAGUCAUUAUGAAGUUGAGUAGUGUAAACUUUGCUUUACAUAAUAUAACACUGAUUUGUUAACCACAACUGACACAGACACCACUAAAACAUGCUGCAAGCAACGGGAGGGACCAGUCAGGGGAAAAGAUAAUAAUUCAUGUGUAGUGAACGCUGCAGCGUAGACCCACCAGUUUCUAGUGCAGGAAUCGAUUCUC